Ustilago hordei is the source of this 354-nucleotide messenger RNA. RefSeq lists its product as uncharacterized. Bases 1 to 354 code for a protein of 117 amino acids. Lineage: Eukaryota; Fungi; Basidiomycota; Ustilaginomycetes; Ustilaginales; Ustilaginaceae. The record is from RefSeq and is a predicted model, not a curated record. The transcript has a single exon.
AUGACUCUCAUUUCACCAUCUCCAUGCACAGGAUUUGUGAAAACUGCUGGUGGAAUGAGAAUUGAAAUCAAGGCUAGAGGCCAAGUCAUUGUCAAUGUUGAUGGAUACAAGGUAUAUCUCAACAAUGUACUUUAUGUUCCAAAAGCAAGUGUAAAUCUAAUGUCAGUGCAAGCUCUUACAAAUGAUGGUGUACAUGUGAUAUUUAAUCCAGAGAAUGCACACCUCAGAUGGCCCAAUGGUCAUGAAGUAAAAGGAUAUACCAACACUCAUAUGAGGCAUUGGGAAAUCCACCCAACAAAGCCAGAAGUCCUUAUAUCAAUGAUAGAUGACGAAAUGAACGAUUUACCAGAAUGA